Limanda limanda (common dab) is the source of this 4968-nucleotide messenger RNA. Its product is annotated as protocadherin Fat 4-like. Lineage: Eukaryota; Metazoa; Chordata; Actinopteri; Pleuronectiformes; Pleuronectidae. Gene Ontology annotation, cellular component: plasma membrane. Gene Ontology annotation, biological process: homophilic cell-cell adhesion. The record is from RefSeq and is a predicted model, not a curated record. Bases 1 to 4968 code for a protein of 1655 amino acids. Gene Ontology annotation, molecular function: calcium ion binding. The transcript has 2 exons.
AUGACAAAGAGAAUGGGAUACGGAGACUGGAGAUGGCAGGCGCUCUGGUGGCAUCAUUUCUUUCUCUUGUGGAGUACAACAGACGGGCAGACACGUUACAGCAUCCCGGAGGAGCUGGAGCGAGGCUCUGUGGUAGGAAAUCUAGCCAAAGAUCUUGGUUUGGGACUGUCUGAGAUUUUCGAUCGCAAGCUGCGAGUCGCCUCUGAGGCUGAGGAGCAGUAUUUCAGCGUGGAUGCGGGGAAGGGCGAGCUGGUGGUGAAUGACAGAAUAGACAGAGAGGCUUUAUGUGGACAAAGCGCCAGCUGUGUUCUACCUCUGCAAGUUGUUAUUGAGAACCCGCUACAGUUAAACCGGAUAGAAGUGGAAAUAAGAGACGUGAACGACAACGCUCCUCGUUUUCUCAAUAGCGAUCACAUAAUAGAAAUUGCUGAAUCCACCGUUGUAGGUGUGAGUUUUCCCUUAGAAAGCGCAGAGGAUCCCGAUGUUGGGAGUAACGGAUUGAAGACGUACACUCUAAGCAAAGACGAGUGCUUCAUAUUAAAAGUAAAAGAAAUUGAAAAUGGAAGAAAAUUACCCGAAUUAGUUUUAAAUAAAUCAUUAGAUCGGGAGAAAAAGGCGAUUCACAAUUUGUUUCUCACUGCUGUUGACGGAGGAAACCCGGUAAAAUCCGGAACUUCAAAAAUAACUAUAACAGUUCUUGAUAAUAACGAUAAUGUGCCAUUAUUUGAAAAUAACGUUUAUAAAGUGUCUGUUCAAGAGAACAGUGCGAAUGGCUCGUUUGUAAUCACAACAAAAGCCACCGACAUAGACGAGGGUCCAAAUGGAGAAAUUGAGUACUCACUUGGCAUACACACACCACCAUCGGUGCUGUCGUUGUUUCAUAUAGAUGCUGUUAGUGGAGAUAUAUAUUUAAAAAAACAGUUAGACCAUGAAGAUCAAACCUCGUAUCGAAUAGAGAUAAGUGCGAAAGACAAAGGCUUGCCUAAGAUGGAGGGUCACUGCAGUGUGCAGGUGGAUGUGUUAGACGUAAAUGACAAUCCCCCAGAAAUACUGCUGACUUCAAAACCCACUUCUGUACCCGAAGACUCUCGCAGUGGCACAGUUGUUGCUUUGCUCAAAGUCAGAGACCUUGAUUCAGGGGAUAACAGUAAAGUGACUUUACAGCUUCCCAGAGGUUCUCCUUUUAUUUUGAAACCUUCAUUUUCUAAUAAUUACGCACUGGUUACCAGUGGUGCUUUAGACAGGGAGAGUUUCUCAGAAUAUAAUAUUGAAAUAACAGCCACUGACUCAGGCUCUCCCCCUCUCUCGAGCAAGAAGAUUAUUCCAGUCAGCAUCACUGAUGUGAAUGACAACCCUCCUGUAUUCUCUCAGCCCUCCUAUAAUGUGUAUUUAAAAGAGAAUGGGGUACCAGGAUCUAUACUGUACUCAGUAUCAGCCUCUGACCUGGAUUUUGGUGAGAACGCUAAAAUCUCUUACUCUAUACUGGACUCUAAAGUGCAGGACGUUUCUGUCUCCUCGUAUGUUUACAUUAACUCAGAUAACGGCAGCAUCUACAGCAUGCACUCGUUUGACUAUGAGAAACUGAAGGUGUUUCAGAUUCAGGUUCAGGCAAAGGACCAGGGCUCUCCGUCUCUCAGCAGCAACACCACCGUCCAUGUUUUUAUCCUCGACCAGAACGACAACGCCCCCUCUGUUAUUUACCCCUCCUCCGCUGUCCUGGGCUCCCUCUCUCAUCAGAGGAUGCCCCGCUCCGCUAAAGCGGGUCACCUGGUCACUAAGGUGACGGCCGUGGACGCGGACUCGGGCCAUAACGCCUGGAUCUCCUACAAAGUGACGGAGGCCACAGACGCCUCUCUGUUCACUGUCAAUCUGUACACAGGGGAGGUGAGGACUAAACGCGCUGUGUCCGAGCAGGACGACUCCUCUCAGAGGCUGCUUAUAGAGAUCAAGGACGACGGGGACCCGGUCCAGUCCUCCACCGUCACGGUGUCCAUCCAGCUGGAGGACGGUCUCCAUGAGCCCAUCUUAGACCUCCGACAGAAAGUGACCGAGCCCAGCAAGAAAACUGGGAGAAUCACCCUGUAUUUGAUUCUCUCUCUGGCCUCGGUGUCCGUGCUGUCUCUGUUGACUUUUCUCGUCUUAGCGGUUAAAUGCAUCAGGAGCAGCAGAAGCAGCGGUAGUUGCUGCAUGAGACAGGGGGACUAUGAUGGUUACAAGAACCCAAACAGAAACCUGCAGAUUCAGCUGAACACUGAUGGACCCAUUAAGUACGUGGAGGUCCUGGGAGGAGACAUGUUGUCUCAGAGUCAGUCCUUCCGGUCCUGUAUGUCUCCAAUGUCUCCAAUGUCCGAGUACAGUGACUUCACUAUGAUUAAGCCCAGCAGCACCACUGACUUUAAGGAGGUGAUCAGUGUCCUGGAUGCGUCUUUACCGGACAGCACCUGGACCUUUGAGAGCCAGCAGGUGACAUAUUCUAGCGGACCGGGGAUGACAAAGACAAUGGGAUACCGGGACUGGAGAUGGCAGGCGCUUUGGUGGCAUCAUUUCUUUCUCUUGUGGAGUAUAGCUGACGCACAGACACGUUACAGCAUCCCGGAGGAACUGAAACAGGGCUCUGUGGUAGGAAAUCUAGCCAAAGAUCUUGGUUUGGGACUGUCUGAGAUUUUUGACCGUAAGCUGCGAGUCGCCUCUGAGGCUGAUGAGCAGUAUUUCAGUGUGGAUGCGGGGAAGGGCGAGCUGGUGGUGAAUGACAGAAUAGACAGAGAGGCUUUAUGUGGACAAAGCGCCAGCUGUGUUCUACCUCUGCAAAUCGUUCUUGAAAACCCUCUACGUUUACAUCGCAUUGAAGUAGAAAUAAAGGAUAUAAAUGAUAAUUCACCCAGAUUUCACACAAAAGAAAUGUCUCUGAAAAUUGCUGAAUCUGCAGUGGUGGGAUCUCGUUUUCUUUUAGAGGGUGCAGAGGAUUCAGACGUUGGAAGUAAUUCGGUGAAAUCCUACACGUUGACUAAAAACGAAUGCUUUACGUUGAAAAUGAAGGAGGUUGAAGAUGGAAAAACUGUCCCUGAGUUAGUGUUAGAUAAGCUUCUUGAUCGAGAGAAGAAAGCAACUCAUCAGCUACUUCUGACUGCGUUAGACGGAGGGAACCCAGUCCUGUCUGGCACCUCACAGAUCACUGUCACAGUGCUUGAUAACAAUGAUAAUUUUCCAGUUUUUGAUAAAAAUAUAUAUAAAGUUUCCUUACAUGAAAACACGGCAAAAGAUACGUUUGUUGUCAAAAUGACAGCAACGGAUGCUGACGAGGGACCAAACGGUGAAGUUGAAUUCUCUUUUGCGUCACGGACACCUGAUUCCGUUUUAUCAGUAUUUGAAAUAAAUUCAUUAACAGGGGAAAUAAAAUUGAAAGGAGACUUAGAUUAUGAAAGAACAGCCUCCUACAAAAUUGAAAUAAAGGCGAAAGACAAGGGAGUUCCUGAAAUGGAAAGUCAAAGUCGUCUCCAAAUAGAUGUUUUAGAUGUUAACGAUAACACUCCAGAAAUUGUUCUCACCUCUGAACCGCAGCCGGUGCGCGAAGACGCACCAAGUGGCACAGUGGUGGCUUUGCUGAAAGCGCGUGAUGCCGACUCUGGCAAUAACGCUAAAGUGACAUUGCAAUUACCCAAAGGUUCUCCCUUCUCUCUAAAACCAUCAUUUUCUAAUAAUUAUGAACUGGUUACCAGUGGUGCUUUAGACAGAGAGAGUUACUCAGAAUAUAAUGUUGAAAUUACAGCCACUGACUCGGGCUCUCCUCCUCUGUCCAGUAAGAAAAUUAUUCCAGUCAGCAUCACUGAUGUGAAUGACAACCCUCCUGUGUUCUCUCAGCCCUCCUAUAAUGUGUAUUUAAAAGAGAAUGGGGUACCAGGAUCUAUACUGUACUCAGUAUCAGCCUCCGACCUGGAUUUUGGUGAAAACGCUAAAAUCUCUUACUCUAUACUGGACUCUAAAGUGCAGGACGUUUCUGUCUCGUCGUAUGUUUACAUUAACUCAGAUAACGGCAGCAUCUACAGCAUGCACUCGUUUGACUAUGAGAAACUGAAGGUGUUUCAGAUUCAGGUUCAGGCAAAGGAUCAGGGCUCUCCGUCUCUCAGCAGCAACACCACCGUCCAUGUUUUUAUCCUGGACCAGAACGACAACGCCCCCUCUGUUAUUUACCCCUCCUCCGCUAUCCUGGGCUCCCUCUCUCAUCAGAGGAUGCCCCGCUCCGCUAAAGCGGGUCACCUGGUCACUAAGGUGACGGCCGUGGACGCGGACUCGGGCCAUAACGCCUGGAUCUCCUACAAAGUGGCGGAGGCCACAGACGCCUCUCUGUUCACUGUCAAUCUGUACACAGGGGAGGUGAGGACUAAACGCGCUGUGUCCGAGCAGGACGACUCCUCCCAGAGGCUGCUUAUAGAGAUCAAGGACGACGGGGACCCGGUCCAGUCCUCCACCGUCACGGUGUCCAUCCAGCUGGAGGACGGUCUCCAUGAGCCCAUCUUAGACCUCCGACAGAAAGUGACCGAGCCCAGCAGGAAAACUGGGAGAAUCACCCUGUAUUUGAUUCUCUCUCUGGCCUCGGUGUCCGUGCUGUCUCUGGUGACUUUUCUCAUCUUAGCGGUUAAAUGCAUCCGGAGCAGCAGAAGCAGCGGUAGUUGCUGCAUGAGACAGGGGGACUAUGAUGGUUACAAGAACCCCAACAGAAACCUGCAGAUUCAGCUGAACACUGAUGGACCCAUAAAGUACGUGGAGGUCCUGGGAGGAGACAUGUUGUCUCAGAGUCAGUCCUUCAGGUCCUGUAUGUCUCCAAUGUCUCCAAUUUCCGAGUACAGUGAUUUCACUAUGAUUAAGCCCAGCAGCACCACUGACUUUAAGGAGGUGAUCAGUGUCCUGGAUGCGUCUUUACCGGACAGCACCUGGACCUUUGAGAGCCAGCAGGUGAGCAGAAAACAAUAG